AUGAGCCUCAAUUGCUCCUUGUGGCAGGACAACAGCAUGUCUGUCAAACGCUUCACUUUUGCCAAAUUCUCUGAGGUCACUGAACAGUGUUUCCUUCUAUUUACCCUCAUCCUACUCAUGUUUUUUGCAUCGCUCACGGGCAAUGCUCUCAUAGCCCUUGCCAUCUGGACCAACCCAGGCCUCCACACUCCCAUGUACUUCUUCCUGGCCAACUUGUCUCUCCUGGAGAUCGGCUACACCUGCUCUGUCAUACCCAAGAUGCUGCAGAGCCUUGUGAGUGAGGCCCGAGGAAUCUCUCGGGAGGGCUGUGCCACACAGAUGUUUUUCUUCACCUUGUUUGCCAUCAGCGAGUGCUGCCUCUUGGCAGCCAUGGCUUUUGACCGCUACAUGGCCAUAUGCUCCCCACUCCACUAUUCAACACGAAUGAGUCGUGGGACGUGUGCCCAGUUAGCAGUGGUUUCUUGGGGAGUGGGAUGCCUGGUAGGACUGGGCCAGACAAAUUAUAUUUUCUCCUUGGACUUCUGUGGCCCCUGUGAAAUAGACCACUUCUUCUGUGACCUCCCACCUAUCCUGGCACUCGCCUGUGGGGAUACGUCCCAUAAUGAGGCUGCAGUCUUUGUUGUAGCAAUCCUUUGCAUUUCCAGCCCAUUUUUACUGAUCAUUGCUUCCUAUGGCAGAAUUCUAGCUACAGUGCUGGUCAUGCCUUCACCUGAAGGCCGCCAUAAAGCUCUUUCCACAUGCUCUUCCCACCUACUGGUAGUAACACUAUUCUAUGGCUCAGGGUCUGUCACCUACUUGAGGCCCAAGGCUAGCCAUUCACCAGGAAUAGAUAAACUCCUAGCCCUCUUCUAUACAGUGGUGACAUCCAUGCUCAACCCCAUCAUCUACAGUUUACGGAACAAGGAAGUCAAGACAGCUCUUCGGAGAACUCUGGGCAAGAAAAAAAUUUUGACUCAUGGAUAG
Messenger RNA from Propithecus coquereli (Coquerel's sifaka), 963 nucleotides. Its product is annotated as olfactory receptor 10C1-like. The transcript has a single exon. Gene Ontology annotation, biological process: G protein-coupled receptor signaling pathway. Gene Ontology annotation, molecular function: G protein-coupled receptor activity; olfactory receptor activity. Bases 1 to 963 code for a protein of 320 amino acids. Lineage: Eukaryota; Metazoa; Chordata; Mammalia; Primates; Indriidae. The record is from RefSeq and is a predicted model, not a curated record. Gene Ontology annotation, cellular component: membrane.